UUGCCAUGGAAUGGUCAUAUAUAUAAAGAUUGGCGCCGGUUGAUCAUUAUUCGUUUCUGAGGUGGAUCAUUUUCGGUGGAACUCUGAAGCCUUCAAUUGACAGAAUGGCUAACGUUAGACGCAGUGGUCGCAUCACAUUGAAAGCAAGAGAUGAGAACGCACCAGAAGAGAAUGUCAAGAUCAGACGAAAAAGAAAAUCUGAGCCAUCCAAAAAGAUGCCACCCGCAGCGAAGAAACAAAGCUAUGAAAUACAGAAACGGUGGUCAGAAGAAGGGGCAAGUCCAUGUGUCCUCGUAGAAACGCCACACAAGGAGCUGGAGAUGACAAGGGACCGGUCUGGCUUCAAGCAGUUCCGAUUCAAGAACAUCUUCAUCAAGACCUCACCGCUGCCCUGCCUCAGCUGGGCCAGCUCAGAUGACGUGUGGAUUAAGAUGCUGAACAAGGAGCUGAAGUAUGUCCAUGACAAGGGCUUCCUACAGCAGCACCCCAAACUAAAGCCCAAGAUGAGGGCCAUUCUCCUGGACUGGCUUCUAGAGGUGAGUGAGGUGUACACUCUGCAUCGACAGACUGCUUAUCUGGCUCAGGACUUCUUUGACCGCUUCAUGCUGACACAGGACGAUAUGGAGAAGGACCGACUGCAGCUCAUAGGCAUCACAGCCCUCUUCAUCGCGUCUAAGAUGGAGGAAAUCUACCCUCCAAAGCUCCAUGAGUUUGCCUACGUUACUGACGGAGCCUGUGAGGAAGAAGCGAUCCUGGAGAUGGAACUUGUCAUGUUGAAGGCGCUGAACUGGAACCUGUGUCCAGAGACGGUGAUCACGUGGCUGAAGCUCUAUGCUCAGGUGGAGUCCCUAAAGGAUGGCGUCAACUUCCUGGUACCUCAGUUCUCUCAGGACACCUACAUCCAGAUCACACAGCUUUUAGACUUGGCCAUACUGGACAUCAACUCUCUGGACUACCAGUAUGGGAUACUGGCUGCUGCUGCCUUCUGCCAUUUUUUCUCAUUUGACGUCGUCCACAAAGUAUCAGGUCUGACGUGGGAUAAUAUUGCUCCCUGUGUCCGGUGGAUGACCCCCUUCAUGCGCACGGUCAGCGCCUGUCCCAGAGCAGAGCUCAAAGACUUUAAGAAGGUGAUGUCUGACGACAGACACAACAUCCAGACCCACGUAGACUACCUGGCCAUGCUGGUGAGUCCUCACACAACAUCCAGACCCACGUAGACUACCUGGCCAUGCUGAGCAACGCUCACCAGAGGCAACCGGACAGCCAAGACAGUCUCUCGCCUGCUGCCAUAGGAGGGAUAUUAACUCCACCAAAAAGCACAGAGAAACCAGCCAAUCACUGAGCCCCAGGGUCUCCUCACGUUGAUCUUCUGACCAACCAGAUGAAGGGACAAUUCCCUAGACGUCACGCCUGACCAGCCAGAGGCCGGGAAACGUCACUUCGGAACCUCAUCCUCACGUGACCAAUCAAAUUUGCUUUUGGUAAUAACUCACCUUUGUGUAGCAUGUUAAGAUGAGUUAUUUUACUUUCUAUACCAAGCUGGAUAUCAGAGUGUAUAUGCAGUACAACCAUGGAAAUCAGCUCAUGGUUACUAUAGUGACUUAUUUUGUCAAAUGAUUGCAACAAAAACCUUGUUCUCACAAUCUUAAUCCCCAGAAUUUGAAUUUUACAUGGAUCAUUUGAGUUGACUCAAGUCAAAUCUUCCUCCAUAGGAAAGCAUGUCUGCUGCUCCCCCUGUUACUUGAAGCUGAACAUUUCAAGACAUGGGAUGUUUUGAUAGCUAAAAAGCUAAUAUUUUAUUUGAGGUAAAUUGGUACAUAAUACUCACAGUUGAGUUGCUCAACUCGGUCUCUUAACAUUGUGUUAUCAUAUGUAUUUAGUGCUGUAUAGUAUAAAUCUGGGUACUCCUGGAAAAGCUCAGCCAUACAAUAACACUGAAAGAAGUAUUGGUGUUUGCUAUGGUUACAUUUGAACAUUUGAGCUGUUUGAAAGGGUAGUGCAGGGUUAACUAUUUGCAAUACCAACUUAAGCACCAUUCUUGACCGUAUGUAUUCUCUCCACUGUGAAGGACUCAUUUCCAUGUGCAUGGUGCAUUCUCCUGCCACAACACCUUCCUGGACAACUUGACUUCAGUAGUUUGAUGUAGACCUUUUGGAUCAAUUUACAACUGUAAUUUUAACAUUGUAUUUAUUUGUUCAUUUAAGCCUUACAAUGUUUUUAUGUCCAUAUAUACAUUCUUCAUAGGGCUAUGAAUUCAGUUCUUUAACAAUGCCAAAGGCAACCUAUUUAAGUCACGGGAUGCAUGUUAUUUAUGAUUUUGACAUCUGUUAUUGGCGGGGGACCCGGUAUAAUGCAGUUACGUAUGAAAUGUUAUGUUGCGUAGUUUUGCGCUAGCCUGUCCGUGGUGCCGUAGUUGAACUAGUAUGGUGAUGUAAAGACUUGAGAACCCAGAUGCUCCAGUGCAGGGCUCUAACCCAGUCUGUCCAGCAAACCUGACUGUCAACUGAAACCUUCAGUGUUGUGCAGACGUCUGCUGAGGCAGCAGUAUACAAAGAACCAUGUUUAAACUGUAAAUACUAAUGUGUAUAUGUUAUGUACAUAAACUGAACGUUCUGCUUUCUAAUGGAAAUUUGAAAUGUAUUGAAUAAAUGAAAUAGAAAUGAA
Molecule: messenger RNA, 2664 nt
Organism: Salmo salar (Atlantic salmon)
Lineage: Eukaryota; Metazoa; Chordata; Actinopteri; Salmoniformes; Salmonidae
Gene: ccne2
Product: cyclin E2
Source: RefSeq, a predicted model, not a curated record